AUGAACACCGUACCUCCCACUUACAGCGAUCCUGAAUGGCGCUGGCCCUUUGGAAAGUUUGGUCUCAGACACAAGGACCUCUUUACCACCCUUCACGAUCGCUUCAAUACUCAAACGUUGCCUCUGCAAGACCUACCGGCAUUCCAUAGCGAUGUCUGCGAACUUGUUCUUGAAUGCGACACUUUGCAAGAGCUCUACUCAGCGCUAGAAAAACGCAAGGCGAAGCGUAUCGAACAGUUGAGAACGGCAUGGGAUGAUAUCGCCGACAUUAUCAUGUCACGCCCGGCGAUCAUGGGCUGCAGGGUCUGCUACGAGGAUGGCUUUGAAGAUACAGAGAGGCCACCGGGAUCACUAAACGACACAAGGUUGGAACGUUGGGGGCACUUUAUCCAAUACGCCCGAACUCCAUCGUUUGACAACAUUGUCACUUUUUUUGAUGGCUAUGUCAGGGAUGAACGCAAGAAUCCCAGGGCAAAGUGGAAGGGGAGACGCCGAGGACCAGCUAUAGAGGAUGAUCCCUCUACGGCCACUCCAGGUCCUACGGAGGCAGCCGAGGAACACAAUCAGCCAGAGCCGUCACGCAAAGCGUCUCCAGAGGCCCCGACAGCCUCGACGUCUUCAGGAGCCCCGAGCGACCAGCGGCGCACAUCCGCGCCGAGAAUUCCUGUUGAAACGAGCACAGCAGGAAAAAGAACGAAUGAUGAAGACGCACAAGAAUCCAAACAGAAAAGACGACGCGUGAUGAGUGAAAGUGAUGGAAAUAGUGACACGGAGAGGCUUGCUACCAGUCGAGGCAAGUCGAAGGCCGCGGAAUCCAUGCCGACUUCGAAGCGGGCCGAGAAACGCAAAAGGCCAGACGAUUCGGAAGAUGAAGCAAGAGACAAGCGGCCCAGGACUAGCUACAGUCCAGUGCCCGACCUUUUCCAGAUGAGAAAGCCAGGCCCAAGUGCCAGCGAUCUCGCCUCUUCAGUGAGCGGUCAGGCACCUCCCAAUCAACAUCUAGGAACUGUCGACGCCAGCCAAGCGCUUCCACGAGGAAGUGCUGAACAGCCCCCAGCCAAAGAUAUUCCUGCCGUCGCGGUGAAUUCGAAACGAUCCAAGGGCAUGUCUCGCGCCAUCCAUCGGCAUCGAGUCGACAAAAUACGGUCACGCAGGGAGCAAGAGACGUCGUCACCGGAGAAGCAGCCGCUUCAGAAGAGCCGCCGAGAGCGGAAAGCUUCGCCUUCCGUUGAUCAAGUCGUGCGCUCCAGACGAUCUUCCAGGCGGGAAGCCAGACAAAAGCUGUUGUUUCUUGACGAGGAUGGCACCCCAUGCGUGGCUGCUUAUAAACGGGAGAUUUAAGUGUCACGAUGAUGAUGAUAUCAUCAGGGCGUACAGGAGGAACAUGGCCAGGGGAAGGGGGAGGAUUCAGAGCCGAGGGCUAUUCGACCAAAGGCACACCCAUUAACCUGGCAGGGCCGGGGGCAGUGGGCAGCCUUUACGUCGCAUGGACACGAGGCGGACGGUGACUGAGACCGAGUACUAGUCGGCCAGAGGGCAUACUCGUUAACCCGGCAGGGCUGGGGGCAGCGAGCAGUCAGUUGGCUUGGCUAACAGCUCACAUGUGGU
Molecule: messenger RNA, 1608 nt
Organism: Trichoderma harzianum CBS 226.95
Lineage: Eukaryota; Fungi; Ascomycota; Sordariomycetes; Hypocreales; Hypocreaceae
Exons: 3
Coding region: 1-1341 (446 amino acids)
Source: RefSeq, a predicted model, not a curated record